GAAACUGACACACAGUCACACAGACACGGUGGAGAGAGAGGGAGAUGGAAACGUUGGGUUCAGCUUUGCCGCAACCGAAGUGGUUGAACGUGUCGCAGGUAGGCCUCUCACCCUCACCCCUUAAUCUCGUCGCCACCGCGGCUUCUCUCCACCUCGGCCACCGUGUCAGCCACCACCUUCGCCUAGAGUUGCUGCUUCAUUGCUGCUACAAGAAACUCUCUCGUUUGGGUCACGUGCCUAGAUUGAAGGAUGUGUGGUGCGAAAAAGCCCUUCAAUUCAAGGGGUUUAAUUUUCUUCAGUUUCCAAAAGAUACUAUGGCAUCCACAUAUUUAGCUUGUUUCUCUUUCUUUAAUGGGGGAGGAACUAGAAAGAACUUCGGAAAUGAUGGGGCGCCUCGCUCGAAGAUAACCCGCAGGAAUUCAUUCAAUGGAAGAAGAUGGACCAAUGUUCUGCUUGCUGUUAAUGUCUUAGUUUUUAUUGCACAAACUGCAACACAGGGAAAACUGCUAUUUUGGGGAGCUAAGAUAAAUAGUUUCAUUGACAAAGGACAAUUGUGGAGGCUGGCAACGUCUUCCUUUUUGCAUGCAAACAUUGGGCACCUAAUGGUUAACUGUUAUUCUUUGAAUUCAAUUGGUCCUAGUGCAGAGAACAUCAGUGGCCCAAGGAGAUUUCUUGCAGUUUACUUUGCCUCUGCAAUUGCAAGUUCUGCAACAAGUUAUUGGUUCUGCAAACAGCCUGCAGUUGGUGCUUCAGGAGCAAUCUUCGGAUUAUGUGGUGUAUGAAGACAACGUGGGGUACUGCUCAUCACCGUGGUUGACAUCGGUCUUGUGAUGACACAGCCGAAUCUUGCUCAUGGCUGCUGUGCCUUUCUUGAUUGAUUGACAUCAUUUUGGCUAAUCUCUUGAUUUUGCUCUCAAGUUUCAUACUUGUUGCUUGAUAACUAUGGCUGCUAGAUCUGAGUUUAUCUCCUCCCUGUCUACAGUUGAUUCUCCCUUGACAUCUACUAAGUUUAAUGGUAAUAAUUACAUUUAUUGGACAUAAUCAGUGGAGGUGUUGUUACGAGGAAAAAAUUAUGUGAUCAUCUUUGGUUUGACAAGCAGCAAUCUACCUCAGCUACUACUAAGUCCUCAAGUGAUACUACUAGUUCCACUACCUUUACCACCUCUGCUUCUUCAGCGGCAACGAGUCUUUGGGAUUAGGAGGAUAAUCUAAUCAUAUCCCGCAUGAUUAGCAGUAUAGGAUCCAGCAUUGGGACCACCUUGUUGCACCUUUGGUCUGCGAAGGCCAUUUGGGACCGUUUGCAACAUAUCUACUCUGGGGCAGAGAAUGCCACUCACUUAUAUGAUGUUUGCAAGCAAUAUUUUAGCCUUGAGCUAGGUAAUCAAAGUUAGGAGAGUACUAUUAUCAGGUCAUGGGAGUUCUUAAGGAAAGGAAUAUGUAUCAGUUUUCUCACAAUUGGUAUCACACGUAUGGGGAAGCAGCGUGAUGAUAUGGAUGUCAUUCGAUUUCUUAUUGGCUUGAAGAUGUUGUAUGAGUCCGUCUGUUCACAGAUCUUGUGUAGCUCAGAUCUUCCAUCUCUCCAUAAGGUUUAUUCCA
This is a messenger RNA of Corylus avellana, 1596 nucleotides long. The record is from RefSeq and is a predicted model, not a curated record. NCBI's taxonomy places the organism in Eukaryota, Viridiplantae, Streptophyta, Magnoliopsida, Fagales, Betulaceae.